This is a messenger RNA of Ogataea philodendri, 3000 nucleotides long. RefSeq lists its product as uncharacterized. Lineage: Eukaryota; Fungi; Ascomycota; Pichiomycetes; Pichiales; Pichiaceae. Gene Ontology annotation, molecular function: ribonucleoside-diphosphate reductase activity, thioredoxin disulfide as acceptor; ATP binding; calcium ion binding. The transcript is spliced from 2 exons. The record is from RefSeq and is a predicted model, not a curated record. Gene Ontology annotation, cellular component: ribonucleoside-diphosphate reductase complex. Bases 1 to 3000 code for a protein of 999 amino acids. Gene Ontology annotation, biological process: DNA replication; deoxyribonucleotide biosynthetic process.
AUGUACGUUUUGAAAAGAGACGGGCGCAAAGAGCCAGUCCGCUUCGACAAAAUCACCGCCAGAGUGUCCCGUUUGUGUUACGGCCUCGACCCUAAGCACGUUGAACCCGUUGCCAUCACCCAGAGAGUCAUUUCUGGUGUUUACCAUGGCGUCACCACCAUCGAGCUCGACAACCUCGCUGCAGAGACUGCCGCUUACAUGACCACCAUCCACCCGGAUUAUGCGACCCUGGCUGCCAGAAUCGCCAUCUCCAACUUGCACAAGCAAACCACCAAGCAAUUCUCCCAAGUCGUGGAGCAGUUGUACAGAUACGUGAACCCAAAGAACGGUAAGCACUCGCCAAUGAUUUCCGAGGAGACUUACGAGAUUGUUCAGAAGAACGCAGAAGAGCUCAACUCGGCAAUCGUGUACGACAGAGACUUCUCGUACAACUAUUUUGGUUUCAAGACUCUGGAACGGUCGUACUUGCUCAAGGUUGACGGAAAAGUUGCUGAAAGACCUCAGCACAUGGUUAUGCGUGUUUCCAUUGGUAUUCACGGCAACGACAUUCCAAAGGUCAUCGAGACCUACAACUUGAUGUCCCAGAAGUUCUUCACUCACGCGUCUCCAACCCUUUUCAACGCGGGUACCCCCCACCCUCAAAUGUCCUCGUGUUUCUUGGUCGCAAUGAAGGAGGACUCGAUCGACGGAAUUUAUGACACGCUUAAGACUUGUGCUUUGAUCUCCAAGGCAGCUGGUGGUAUUGGUUUGCACAUCCAUAAUAUCAGAUCCACUGGUUCUUACAUCGCCGGUACCAACGGUACUUCUAACGGUGUGAUUCCGAUGGUGAGAGUGUUUAACAACACCGCCAGAUACGUUGACCAAGGUGGUAACAAGCGUCCUGGUGCCUUUGCCUUGUAUAUCGAGCCAUGGCAUUCCGACAUCUUUGAUUUCAUCGACAUCCGUAAGAACCACGGUAAGGAGGAAAUCAGAGCUAGAGACUUGUUCCCUGCUUUGUGGAUCCCAGACUUGUUCAUGGAGAGAGUCGAGCAAAACGCCGACUGGACUUUGUUCUCUCCUUCUGAAGCCCCAGGUCUUGCUGACGUCUACGGUGACGAGUUCAAGGAACUCUACACCAAGUAUGAAAGAGAGGGACGUGGAAGACAAACUGUCAAGGCCCAGAAGCUGUGGUAUGCCGUCUUAGAGGCCCAGACCGAGACCGGUACUCCUUUCAUGUUGUACAAGGACUCCUGUAACGCCAAGACCAACCAGAAGAACUUGGGUAUGAUCAAGUCGUCCAACUUGUGCUGUGAGAUUGUCGAGUACUCUUCGCCAGAGGAGGUUGCUGUUUGUAACUUGGCCUCGAUUUCUCUGCCUUCGUUCUGCGAAAACGACGAGACCACCAGCUGGUACAACUUUGAGAAGCUGCACCAGAUCACCAAGGUUGUCACCAAGAACCUCAACAAGAUCAUUGACAGAAACUAUUACCCUGUUCCAGAGGCCAGAAGAUCCAACAUGCGUAACAGACCAAUUGCUGUUGGUGUCCAAGGUCUCGCUGAUGCUUUCAUGCAAUUGAGACUGCCUUUCGACAGUGACGAAGCCAGAGAGUUGAACAUCCAGAUCUUCGAGACCAUCUACCACGGUGCUUUGGAAGCCUCCAUGGAGCUGGCUAUUAAGGAUGGCAAGUACGAGUCCUACGAAGGAUCUCCAGCUUCGCAAGGUAUCUUGCAAUUCGACCUGUGGGGCAAGAAACCUACCGAUCUUUGGGACUGGGACGCCUUGAAGGCCAAGAUCCAGAAGAACGGAUUGAGAAACUCGCUUUUGGUUGCACCAAUGCCUACCGCUUCGACUUCGCAAAUUCUUGGAAACAACGAGUGUUUCGAGCCUUACACUUCCAACAUUUACUCCAGAAGAGUUCUUGCUGGUGAGUUCCAGAUCGUUAACCCAUACUUGUUGAGAGACCUUGUCAACCUUGGUUUAUGGAACGAUUCGAUGAAGAACUUCAUUAUCAAGGACAACGGAUCGAUCCAGAACCUUCCUAACGUUCCUCAGGACUUGAAGGACCUGUACCGUACUGUUUGGGAGAUUCCUCAAAAGAGCAUCAUCGACAUGGCUGCCGACAGAGGUGCGUACAUUGACCAAUCGCAAUCGAUGAACAUCCACCUUAAGAACCCAACCAUGGGUAAAUUGACCUCGAUGCACUUUUAUGGAUGGAAGAAGGGACUCAAGACCGGAAUGUACUACUUGAGAACCCAGGCUGCUGCUGCUGCCAUCCAGUUCACUGUUGAUCAGAGCUCUGCUGCCACUGCUUCUUCCACUGUUGCAUCUUUGGACAAGUUGAAGUUGAAGAAGUAUGUUACCAGAAAGACCUCUUCUGUGGAGGAUGUUUCGUUUUCUUCGGCCGAGUCCAUGAUCGAGACUCCUUCUCCAGAAACUGCUCCAUCGAGCAUUGAGGGAUCUAUGGCCGAGUUGAACAUCAAGGAGUCCAAGCCGGCUGAAGAGCCACAGGAGCCAAAGGAGACAGCUGAAGAGCCAAAACAGGCCGAUUCGGCAGCCGAUCCUGCCAAGGAAACCACCAGCGACGAGUUUGAUAUCUUCAACUCGAAGUUUAAAGAGGCAUUUAGCAUCUUCGAUAAGGAUGGCGAUGGAAAGAUUUCAGCAUCAGAACUCGGAACAGUGAUGAGAGCGCUGGGCCAGAACCCAACACAACAGGAGCUGAACGAUUUGGUGAACGAGAUCGACACAAACGGCAACUCUUUGAUCGAGUUUUCCGAAUUUCUCACCAUGAUGGCCAGACAGAUCAAGGAACAGGACGUGGAGGCGGAGAUUCUCGAGGCCUUCAAGGUGUUUGACAGUGACGGAGAUGGAAAGAUCUCUCAGACCGAGCUGGUCCGUGUUCUUACAACCAUUGGUGAAAGACUUACAGACGAAGAAGCUAAACAGAUGCUCCAGGCCGCAGAUACCGAUUCUGACGGACAAAUUGAUAUCGAGGAGUUUGCCAAGAUCUUGCGUGGAAAAUAA